Cucurbita pepo subsp. pepo (vegetable marrow) is the source of this 860-nucleotide messenger RNA. RefSeq lists its product as uncharacterized. The record is from RefSeq and is a predicted model, not a curated record. NCBI's taxonomy places the organism in Eukaryota, Viridiplantae, Streptophyta, Magnoliopsida, Cucurbitales, Cucurbitaceae.
UCACGGAUUUGGUUUCUUUCCGAGCCAUUGAUGGCUCUUAUACUGACAGCAACUACCCUCGAACCCUUUUGGGGCCCUUCAUUAAACACUCACUCUAUGUCUCUUACCUUCUCUACAAAACCCAUUUUCCAUUGGCUGCAAAUUCGCAACCUCUCUGUAAAUUCAGGGCGUUUUCAUGGCUCUUGCAAGCUUGGUUACAGCAUGUCUCUUGACGGCGAUGGCUGCGAGCGUUGAUGCCUCGCCGUCGACCACUCGCAUUCUCAAAGGGAAGGUGUCCUGUCUCGACUGCGACGCCGUCUAUGAUCUCUCAGAGAUCGUAGUGAUGGUGAAGUGCGAAAGGGCAGGGAAGGUGGUGACAGCCACUACGGCUAAAGAUGGUGGGUUCGCGACGGAGCUGCCUUCCGAUGAGUGCGAGGCUAGGCUCGGCGGUGGUCGGAACCAGCUCUACGCUGCCAGAAAAGACAUGGUCGCUGAAAUCGUGUGGGUCGGUGAUGGGUCAGGUUCCGGCGACAUGUACGGCACUUCCACUCCGCUAGCGUUUUGCAGUGGGUGCCGGUGCCGGUCGAUCGGCAGCGACGGCGGGGAACAGUGCAAAGCUGCGGCGAGGAAAUUUGGUUCUUCCAAGACCUUCGACCUUCCUCUGCCGCCUGAGUGGGGGCUAGCGCCGUCUAGCUACUAUUUUCCUUUCUUCCCCAUUAUUGGCAUCCCAUAAGAUGUGUACACGUGUCCUUAGUAUUCUACUAGUCUCUUAAUGUGUGUGUAAUUAAAGGUUAAAUCAUAUUUUUAACCUUUAAUUACUUUAAUUACUGUUACUGUAAAACAUUUCAAUUACCUUUAACUUCCAUGUUUGUUCUAUUUAA